Penicillium brasilianum is the source of this 402-nucleotide messenger RNA. Lineage: Eukaryota; Fungi; Ascomycota; Eurotiomycetes; Eurotiales; Aspergillaceae. The record is from the annotation of a GenBank genome assembly.
AUGACUCUCUGCAACGACCUCGAAGACGACGAGAUCACGCCUUGCCCCCUCUUCUUGGACUGGCAAGAGGGGUACUACAAGACCACCCAGUCAAUCCUUUCCUGGCUACAUGGAGCCGAAGCAGCACAAGACGCCCUUGCCAAUUUCCGCGUCGCCCACCCAGACGUGCUUCCCUGGGCCUUCAUGAACGACCCACUAUACAACAUAGUGGCGGACAACGACGACCUCCCUUCUGAUGUAAAAUCAUCGGAAGUGCCAGAGGAGCUGCCACAGAGCAGAAUGACGGUCUGGAAGAAGAUCGUCCGCCCCCGAACUUGGGUGGCAGGUGUGAAGGCUUUCCGUGGGUCUUCCAAGGAGGCGCUCAACAGUCUCCGACACAAGAUGACCGGUUGGGCUAGCUAG